This is a messenger RNA of Penicillium argentinense, 2151 nucleotides long. RefSeq names its product transcriptional regulator medA (gene medA). The transcript is spliced from 4 exons. The coding region runs from base 1 to 2151 and encodes 716 amino acids. The record is from RefSeq and is a predicted model, not a curated record. Gene Ontology annotation, cellular component: nucleus. NCBI's taxonomy places the organism in Eukaryota, Fungi, Ascomycota, Eurotiomycetes, Eurotiales, Aspergillaceae.
AUGUUUUGCCUCUUCUCUGCCAAUCCCCGCUUCGACCCGGAUUUCCAAACGCCUCUCAUUCUAGGCGAGUCGUUGGAUUUCUCGGAUUCUGAAGAGUCACAGUUUGUCGGUGCGUUUUCAGACGGCCUGUGGGCCAAGUCUGAGCCCUUUCUGUCUAUGUCUAGCUUCCAGAAGCCCGCUGCUGGUGCCGUACUUGAUUACGCUUCCACGCGCUCUUUGCAUGAUGCUGGCUCAUAUUCGACCUACGGCCAAUCCCCAUACGUGACUACCUCCCUCGUGCCUUCGCCAAUGGCCGACCAGGCCAGCCAGGCAUCCGAUUGUGUUCCUUACAUGCCCAGCAACGAGUAUACUAGCUCGUAUGACGAGGCACAAUCACCCAUGAUGGGUGCACGAUCUCGCCCUGUGCCCGAGGUCGCGACCUAUAGCCCUCAGCGUGGCUGCGAGGGAACCCGAGUGAUGGUGCAGAUCCAGUCGCCUUUUGAUCUGCACAGCUCUACAUAUAGCACGGUCUAUCUUGUCUUCGGUUCGAAGCGGUGCGAAUGUCUCCCCCACUUCCUGGGGUUCCAGAGCAACAAUGCUUUCCAAUAUAUGCUCGCAGUGGAGGCUCCUUCCUUCAUCUCAACGGGCUCGCCUUCCUUCGCGGUGCCUAUUCAGGUCGUCUUGGAGACCCAGGGAGACUGCCAGGCGACAACUCUGCAGGUUGGCGUCUACACAUACGAGCAUGUGCCCCAACCUUCUCCUCCGGCGGACACACGCAAGCGCAAGUUCUCUUCCUACUCAGAUAACCCCAUCUCUGCACCUGCCAAGCGACCUGCUCCUGGAAAUGUGAUGCCCAAGAUCGAGCCGCAAGAUAACUACUCCUAUCGGGAUAACCGCUCCGCCUCCUUCUCGCCUUACCUACAGCCUCUCUCCACGAUGACUGGCUUCGUCGCACCCUUCCACGCCGCGUCCUCUCCUCGCAAUGGAUGUACCCAGUACUCCACCGCGUCUGCCACCACCCAGCCUGCAAUCCGGGCCCCUUCGCCUCUCACCCCUGCCUGGAGUCCCUCGUUCGUGUCUGUCACCAGUGAUGGUCGGAAUCCUGGGAUGGCUGUGGCCCACGGUAUUGCGCAGCACAAGGGACCUUCGCCUAUGCGCUCCACCAACCCGACUCUCAUCCGCACCUCCACCCUGCAGCAGGCCAGUGGUCUCGGUCAGUCCCAGACUUUCAAUCCCUAUGCCAUCUACCCCACCAAGGCUGUCCUCAAGCUGAAUGGGGAUUUGGACGGUAUGGCCGAGGGCUGGAGCAAAGAUGAGGUGGUCGCUCAGCGCCGUCUGGUCGAGUUCACUCGCACUCAGACUGGAAGCACAAUCCACGCCGAUUUCAAGCCCGUGGCUCCCGAGAAGCGAUCUCCCAACAGCAUUUGCAUCAGUUGCAUCAGCUGGGAAGGCAAGGAUGAGUGCUUCGUUACCAGCGUGGACACCAUCUAUCUUCUUGAGUCGCUGGUUGGCGUGCGCUUCACGGUCGAAGAAAAGAACCGCAUUCGACGAAACCUGGAAGGGUUCCGUCCUCUGACUGUCUCCAAGGCUAAGCAAGACAGCGAGGACUUCUUCAAGGUCAUUAUGGGUUUCCCGGCUCCUAAGCCCCGCAACAUCGAGAAGGAUGUCAAGGUCUUCCCCUGGAAGAUCCUCAGUCACGCCCUGAAGAAGAUCAUCGGGAAAUAUUCUGCUAGCUACUCCUCCACCGCAGGCGCUCUGCCGACACCGAUCACAAACUACACCAGCCAUGGUACGGGGUCCGACUCUGGCACCGAGCCUCACACUGCCGCGUCCCCCCAGUCAGUGUCUGACUCCGGUCUGGGCAAUUAUGCUCACACCCUUGGCGCGCCUAUUUACACCCAGGCUGAGCAUGCCUCGUUGACUGCGGCUCCCGAUCUUCGAUCGGUCAUUCCUGCCCACAGCCAGCCAUAUAGCUCCGUUGGUGCCUACCCCUACCCGGCUCCUUGUCAGCCGCAACACGCCAAUGGAAUGGUGACUCCGAGCCCCCGGUCGGCAUGGGACAUCCAUGGUCUGGGUGCUGCUGGUGCUCCUACCACCGCAGCUUCAGCUAAUGCAUGCUACGCCUACAUGGAUCCCGUGUACCCGCUGCAUGACUCGGCACACGGCCAAUGA